AUGACACGCGUCAAUGAUAAGCCGAUUUUUGGGCAGGUCCAAAUCCAUAGUGGAGAUUUGAUUCAAGUCGGUGGCUCACCUCCAUUCGUAUUUGAUAGUGAAUGGAUGUUCGGUACAAGGCCGAAUUCCGCAAAAAAGGGGGCCGGGCUUCCGGUUACGGUACCCAAUGGACCAGAAAAAGACGCUCCAAUGCUGCCAAUGAUCACCGGGAAGAAAAUCCAUCCACAACUGAGUCUUUCGGAUUCUGCGGCUGCCAUGAAAAAACGGUCAGAAUAUUCGAGAUUCUCAAAAUCUGGACCAAAUUCUGAAAGUCUCCGGUCCUCGGCGUCUUCUACAGAAUCUCGAGCGUUCUACAGUAACCCAAGGUCUAUAGGAAAUAAUUUGCUACAGAGAGUUGUCAAACUGCAAGCGGAACUGAUGGAAAAGGAUGAGAAGGUUGUUUUCAUUUUUGAAAUUCUACAGCUUUUUUUUGUUUUUUCAUGGUUAUAA
Caenorhabditis briggsae is the source of this 489-nucleotide messenger RNA. The transcript has 4 exons. Lineage: Eukaryota; Metazoa; Nematoda; Chromadorea; Rhabditida; Rhabditidae. Bases 1 to 489 code for a protein of 162 amino acids. The record is from RefSeq and is a predicted model, not a curated record.